This is a messenger RNA of Entrophospora sp. SA101, 393 nucleotides long. The record is from the annotation of a GenBank genome assembly. NCBI's taxonomy places the organism in Eukaryota, Fungi, Glomeromycota, Glomeromycetes, Entrophosporales, Entrophosporaceae.
AUGAGUUUUUGUAGGAUAACCACAAAAAACAUUGAUCCAACCAUAAAAGCAUCACUUAUCAUUAACACUAGGAAAUCUUUUGUGAACAAUUUUCAAGUUGAAGGAUACCUCAAGAGUCCUUUGGGAAAUACACAAUAUCCAAAUAAUAUCACUGUAUCAAAUUUUAUAGAUUUUUUGUUAGUUCCCACUUUAGUUUAUGAACUGGAAUAUCCAAGAACCAAAGAGAUUAGACCUUGGUAUGUUUUUGAAAAACUUUUAGCAACAUUUGGAACAUUUUUCUUACUCUAUGUAAAUACACAGUCCUACAUCAUACCUGUUUUACCAAAUGCAUCAUCUACAUCUGUUUGGGAAAUGAUUAUCGUAACUUUUAUGAUGACUGGUGGAACAGUGUGA